CAAAUAUUAAUGUCUCGUUCGGCCGCCGGCGGCGGCACGACAGGGACGGCACUGGCCAGUGAGGAGCCGCCUGAUGCCAUUCGAUGCACGCGCAGCCGCUAGAGACCUGAAAGGGCUCGGGGGACCAGCGGAUUUUGGCGGGGCACCUCUGAGAUGCCAAUUGGGGGGUGGCCCGAGAGGGGAGAGUUGGUUGUUUAAAUUGCCCUUGGACCCCAUCGUUGUUGGCACAUCACAUCACAUCGCCCAGGUCGACUGCUGCCUCCUCGACUCCUGCAAUCCGCCACCUAUUGCAGCUUUACCGACACCGUCCUUCGCCAUGUCGACGACGACGACGACGACGACAACGGCGGCGGCGCCGGCCCAGCCCAUGACGGCCGAGACCAUCCUGCGCCUCUUCCCCGACAUCGACACGAACGACGAUGCGCUGUCGGGCCACGACGAGGAGCAGAUCCGCCUCAUGGACGAGAUGUGCAUUGUCACCGACGACAACGACCUGCCCGUCGGCAAGGCUAGCAAGAAGAUCUGCCACCUCAUGACCAACAUCGACAAGGGUCUCCUCCAUCGCGCCUUUUCCGUCUUCCUCUUCAACGACAAGAACGAGCUGCUGCUCCAGCAGCGCGCCUCCGAGAAGAUCACCUUCCCCGACAUGUGGACCAACACGUGCUGCUCGCACCCGCUGUCCGUGUCGGGCGAGACGGGCUCGACGCUCCCCGACGCCGUCGAGGGCGCCAAGCGCGCCGCCCAGCGCAAGCUGGACCACGAGCUGGGCAUCAAGAAGGAGCAGGUGCCCCUCGACGACUUCCGCUUCCUCACGCGCAUUCACUACAAGGCGCCCAGCGACGGCAAGUGGGGAGAGCACGAAGUCGACUAUAUCCUCUUCAUCAAGGCCAACGUCGACCUCAACAUCAACCCCAACGAGGUGCAGGCCACGCAAUACGUCAGCGCCGACAAGCUCAAGCAGCUCUUCGACGACCCCUCACUCAAGUUCACCCCCUGGUUCAAGCUUAUCUGCAACUCGAUGCUGUUUGAGUGGUGGGAGCACCUUGAUUCGGGGCUCGACAAGUACAUGAAUGAGCAGGAGAUCCGCCGCAUGCUGUAGGCGGGGCUGCGUGUGAGGGCCUUUGUUGAUGCCCAAAACACCGUGAAGGAGGGCGAGGUGAGGGGUAAUGAGUUGAAGACAAAAAAAGUGAUAUCAUACAUAGCCCUGCAUUCACAGGGAGUUGCACAUAUGUGGCCUCGGCAGCCGAUUGAUUCCCCUUUUUCAGUAUCCCUAGGUAGCCACGCCGAGGACGGCCCAAGGCGUUUUAGCAAUAAUACCUGUCCGUCCAGAGGCCCUCCCGGCAGACUCUCCGCGGCGGCGCCGGCCGGGCGGCACGCAUCAUGCGAGCACGCCAAGGCGCCGUGGCAUACCGCGAUGGUUACACGGCUACGAAAGCGGCGGGCCCGCGGCGCCCGUCCACCAACCCUCGUUGCCUCGUUGUCAGCGCCUGGCCCAAUUGCCCAGGUCCCGAUCUGCGGCCGCGUGACCACACACUGCAUGCUGCGUUAUCUCGGCGGCGAGACCCGCCUGCACGCCGCUGCCGACGUUGGCAACCUGGGGAUCCCGGC
Messenger RNA from Purpureocillium takamizusanense, 1608 nucleotides. RefSeq names its product Isopentenyl-diphosphate Delta-isomerase (gene IDI1). NCBI's taxonomy places the organism in Eukaryota, Fungi, Ascomycota, Sordariomycetes, Hypocreales, Ophiocordycipitaceae. Bases 74 to 1099 code for a protein of 341 amino acids. Gene Ontology annotation, molecular function: isopentenyl-diphosphate delta-isomerase activity. The record is from RefSeq and is a predicted model, not a curated record. Gene Ontology annotation, biological process: isopentenyl diphosphate biosynthetic process; isoprenoid biosynthetic process. The transcript is spliced from 3 exons. Gene Ontology annotation, cellular component: cytoplasm.